CUACUACCAAUCACCAUCAAGGAAGCCCCUUCCAGUGCCCCUUCAGCCGAUAUCCACAUUCGAUGGGUCCCACUUGGCCCCAACGAGACCGUUUUCGCUGCAACCAGCAUGAUCGCCGACGGUACCUCUCUCUGGUCAGGUCUCGUCAAUAUCACAUUUAACGAUGAUUAUAACUGGAAUGAUGAUCGUUUGUUUCGGUACACGGUACUCCACGAAAUUGGACACGCGCUCGGACUCUCCCAUUCUAAAGUUGAAAACGCAGUAAUGUUCCCAUACUACGAUGGUAUGAUCCAUCCUUUACACCCUGACGAUGAGGCUGCCGUUCAUGUGCUUUACGGGUGGAAAACCCCCCGCUGGUCUAAAAUCGAUUCAAAUUCAGGGACGAAGUUCAUCGCGCAGGUUUCAUCCAAUACAUCCACACCCGCAGCUCAAGAUGGCCUUUACCAGUUACGCAGCACGGGACAGAUUAUGUGGUACAACCCCAGCGGAUCUUGGGUAAGCGUUGGAAAUGACAAGAAUACUGUGCAAAUAGCAGGCUCGGCUGGGAACCUCUACCAACGCCGUGCCGAUGGCAGCGUGUAUCGCUACACCGGAACCUCGUCCAACUGGCAGUCCAUCGGCAUCGCCUCCGACAACAACAUCGAUCUCGUAACUGCCGCCGACGCAGUCUACCUCCGGCGAAAAGACGGCUGGGUCGCGCGCUGGUCCGGGACAGGCACAACAUGGAACACCAUCGAACAACCCUCCAUCUCUAAACAAAUAGCCGUCACCGAUAAAAAGACCCUCUGGAACCUGCUCAUAUCCGGAGACGUCGUGCGGUCCGAAUAUCCGUACAGCUCGGGGUGGGUCACCGUCGACCAAAACCCGUCUAAUCUCGCAAUCGCAGUCGGCGGCGAGGAGUUCUACAAAUUGCAAACGGAUGGGAAGAUUGUGUGGUUAGAUAUGGAUGCCUAUUAUUGGCGGACGAUUGAGGAUGGAAAUGCGACGGAUUUUUAUGCCAGUGGAAUGUAUUUGUACAGUAGUCAUGGUGAUGGGAGUAUUUGGCGGUAUACAGGGACACCCAUGGUUUGGGAACAGCUAGAUAGUGCCAGGAAUUCGGAUUCCGUGGUUGGGGAUAGGAGGGGGGAGGUUUGGGAGUUGUUGGGGACGGGAGAUAUUUUGAGGCUGGUGUCGUAA
Lindgomyces ingoldianus is the source of this 1176-nucleotide messenger RNA. RefSeq lists its product as uncharacterized. Gene Ontology annotation, cellular component: extracellular matrix. The record is from RefSeq and is a predicted model, not a curated record. Gene Ontology annotation, molecular function: metalloendopeptidase activity; zinc ion binding. Lineage: Eukaryota; Fungi; Ascomycota; Dothideomycetes; Pleosporales; Lindgomycetaceae. Bases 109 to 1176 code for a protein of 355 amino acids. Gene Ontology annotation, biological process: extracellular matrix organization; collagen catabolic process; proteolysis. The transcript is spliced from 2 exons.